CUGCCCCCAAACAAGCCGGGGCUCCAAAUAAGCGAGACGUGUAAAUACCAUGGAAGACGAUAAGGGGAAGGAGGACGCGGAGGAUUGGAAGAUUUACGAGGCCCUGUGCAGCAAAACACCAACUGAGAUGGACGCGGACGUGGGGAAUGACGUCGUCACCGCCUUGAGGAGCGAUCUCGCGGGGCUGCAGUACAAGCGAGAUAAAUUGUUGUCUGAAGUCAGCGAUUUAAAGAACCAAAUGCUUUCCCGUGAUCAAAGAAUUUUAGAACAGCAGGUGGAAAUCGACCACCUGCGCGAACAGAAUGCCAGGCAAAACGCGGUCAUAUCGUCUCUUAGGAAGAAAAUUCAGGACCUCGAAGAAAUACAGCGUACCUUACAAGCUGCUCAAGGGAGGAGCGACAUGACAGUACAAACUUUACAGAGAGACAAUCGCUACUACGAUGAUAAAAUAAAAGACUUAGAAAAGAAGCUUCGUACUCUUGAAUUAGAGUGUCAUAACGAAGAGCAGCAAAAGGAAAAUGCCCGCUGCCAGUUUCACGACUUAGUGCGUCGUUUGUCUGCGGCGUUGGACGCUGAAUUCUGUGACACUACUCACACCCAUUCCCCAGAAAGCCUUAUAAUCAAAGCGGCGGAGUUGGUGCAAGAAAUAACAAGGCUCAAGAACAGAUGUAUGAACACUACGGAGAACUUGUCGAGUGUCGAGCAGGACUUUAGGAGUUGCCGGGAUGCGUUGGAGAGGGCUAACGCGGACAAAGACAUGCUGCAGCGACAGGUGACAUCUCAAUUGCUUGAGCUGGAGCGACUACGGCAGGAGAAGGAGUCGCUGUCCGUACAAACGCGAGUCCUGGACCGCGAGCUGCACGAGGCGCGCGAGAAGCUGUCCCACUGCUCCAAGAACCUGAGCGUCGUCACCGACAACGUCAACCAGAACGAGUCCAUGAUUGUGCAGCUGAAAGAGGACCUCCGUCACCGCGACGAAAAAUACCAAAGAUUGCAAACGGAAUUUCGCAAUACGAUGGAGUCAAUCGCGAUUCUCCUGAGCUUGCCGACGCGGUUCGUCGAGGCCCACGAAAGCACCAUCAAAGACAGGAUUCGAGAGAUUCUUAGCGACAACAAGGAUAAAACUGUGCAAAUCGAUGCGCUGCGCGAAAAGUUAAGCAUGGAGUCCCAGCAGUUCAGCCGCGCGGCGCACGCGCACGAGCAGGCCGCGACCCGCGUGCGGGUACUGGAGGACGAGCGCAACAUGCUCGAGGGCAAGGUCCACAAGCUUGAGGCUGAACUGGCAGCGCUCGAGCUCACCAGAGACAAUUUACGCAAGGACAAAGCUAAUUUUGUAGCCUUCCUCGAGCGGCUUAGCAGGACCAUGAAUAUGGACGAGCUGACCCAGGACAUCGGUAUCGAGCUCCACACGGACGCCAUCAUGCAUCGCGCCGAACAGCUGGCGAGGCUAGAGAGCGAUAAAAUCGUCGACAAGACGGCCGUGGUGUACCAACUACAAAGACGGAUACGGAUCCUUAGGGAACAAAUUCAAAGGAAAGACUUGCAUCUGGACCUGUUACGGCGCAAACUAAGUGUUCAGGAGGAGUCAUCGCGCGUGCGCGCCGUGCUGCAGGCCGAGCGCGACGAGGCGACAGCAAGGAGCAAGAAGCUAGCGCGCCAGUGUGACAAGCUAGCCGCGCAACUCGGCGAUGCCCGCGCACAGCUGCGCGAUCUGCACGCGCAGGUCGCUGACGCGGCAGAGUAUAAGAUAACUUCGUUGGAGAGGGCGCGCAAGAUCGAGGAGCUUCAGAAGAAGCUGGACGAGGCAGAGCUGCUCCGAGCGCGGUACAACCGCAAAGUCAACGUGCUCAAAGACCAGGUCCGGAACACCGGGGAGACCUUCGAGCAAGAACGGACAACAUCAGAGCACCAGAUCAACAUGCUACGCGAUGACCUGGCCCGCACUAAAGAAGCGCUUGCUGAAAGUCACAGGAGAGAGGCUCAGCUCACCAGCUUUAGGAACUCAAUAGCGAAACUCCUUGGCAUCCUGGUGCCGUCAUCGGUGUCCGACUUCGAGAUGGUCUCCCGCCUGCAGAAGCUGAUUGACGCGCACCACGACUUCACCGUGGUGUCGCGUCGGUACGACGACCCGACGCUGCUGCGGGCGUCGUCGCGGUCGCCGCCGCCGUCGCGCUGUCGCACUCGGACACCCGACAGGUAG
Messenger RNA from Cydia fagiglandana, 2200 nucleotides. RefSeq names its product coiled-coil domain-containing protein 170. The transcript has 13 exons. The record is from RefSeq and is a predicted model, not a curated record. Bases 50 to 2200 code for a protein of 716 amino acids. Lineage: Eukaryota; Metazoa; Arthropoda; Insecta; Lepidoptera; Tortricidae.